CAGACUUCUUCCUAUUUUCAUUCCUAUUUUUUCACCAUGCAUAUUCGCUGCACUUUACUGCUAACAAGUGUGUUCCUCUUAUUUUCAAGAGCAGAUGCUUACUUUGGUUAUGGGUUGAUCCGUUGCCUGUUUACUUCCAAAGAUGAUGUUGUUUAUCUGGCACAGAUCUACUUUAAUAAGGUGCUUCAGGUUCAGUACAACAGCACUUUGGGGAAAUAUGUCGGCUACACAGAGAAAAUGAAGGAAGUUGUAGAUGAACUCAACAAAAACAAACGUUUCUUGGAACAAGAAAAAAAGAACAAACAGAAGUGCAGAACCAACAUCCCGCUAGUGUUUAAUGUGCUUUCAAGACCAGUUGAGCCCACAGUCAAGCUGAGGUUAGUUGAGUCACCAGAAAGUGAACAUCCAGGCAUGUUCAUGUGCAGCGCGUACAACUUUUAUCCCAAACACAUCAAACUGACGUGGCUGAGGGACGGAAAGGAGGUAACUACUGAUGUCACGUCCACUGAGGAGCUACCCAAUGGAAACUGGCUCUACCAGAUUCACUCCUACCUGGAGAUUAUACCCAAACCCGGAGAGAACAUCAGCUGCAUGGUGGAGCACGCCACCCUCAUGGAGCCCAAAUUUUAUGACUGGGAUCCAACAUCUGAGGCACAGAAGAAUAAGAUUGCUAUAGGUGUAGCAGGGCUGCUGCUGGGUUUGGUGUUUGUACUCAGCGGAGCUGUUUUCUACAAGCGGAACACUACAAGCCGGAUUUUGGUGCCAACAAGUUAAUCUACCUGUUUGGAGGUGCUGUCUGAAGGUGGAAUCAUCUAAGAAACAAUGGCAGCAAAUGGAAAAAAUUUCAUUUUGAGUUUGCCAAAUGGGAAAAGAUACUUUGUCCACUCAGACUGGAGAAUUCAGAAAUAUUCCACAAAAAAUAAACAUAUGACUUAAGAAUUUUGUUUAUAAAACAUCACAACUAAAUUAACAAUGUAACUAAUGAUUUAAUUAAGUUAUUUAGAUUUCUCAGAGUCUGGGCUGUAAAUGUUCAUGUUGACAGAGAUGCUGCUGUUUUGAAGGUCUACUUGAUCAUGAAAUGUUUUAUAUUACUGAAAUUGUUAAAAAUGUAUAUAUCUGGGGCUUGGAUAAAAGAGAUAUAUUUUA
This is a messenger RNA of Oreochromis aureus, 1146 nucleotides long. Its product is annotated as DLA class II histocompatibility antigen, DR-1 beta chain-like. Gene Ontology annotation, molecular function: MHC class II protein complex binding. Gene Ontology annotation, biological process: antigen processing and presentation of exogenous peptide antigen via MHC class II; peptide antigen assembly with MHC class II protein complex; immunoglobulin production involved in immunoglobulin-mediated immune response. NCBI's taxonomy places the organism in Eukaryota, Metazoa, Chordata, Actinopteri, Cichliformes, Cichlidae. Gene Ontology annotation, cellular component: membrane; MHC class II protein complex. The record is from RefSeq and is a predicted model, not a curated record. The coding region runs from base 37 to 774 and encodes 245 amino acids. The transcript is spliced from 5 exons.